This is a messenger RNA of Dermatophagoides pteronyssinus (European house dust mite), 1108 nucleotides long. Its product is annotated as methylmalonic aciduria type A protein, mitochondrial-like. The record is from RefSeq and is a predicted model, not a curated record. NCBI's taxonomy places the organism in Eukaryota, Metazoa, Arthropoda, Arachnida, Sarcoptiformes, Pyroglyphidae. Gene Ontology annotation, molecular function: GTP binding; GTPase activity. Gene Ontology annotation, cellular component: cytoplasm.
UGGUCCAUCAAAUGAUUGAUUGAUUGAUUGUUGUUGUUUUUGAUUUCAAAUUCCAUAAUAUUUCUUCUUAAAAGCUUUAAUCAAUUUGUAAAAUCAAAUGAAACCUGCCAUUGAUUUACUACGUAAUGUCCUUCAAGGAAAUCGUACAGCAUUAGCACAAUCAAUAACAUUAUUAGAAUCAACAUCAACUAAUCGUCAAUUUUUAUUGAAUCGUUUAGAAUUUAUUCGUGAAUUAAAUAAUGUUCAUUAUGAACAAAAAAAACCUACGAUUAGAAUCGGUAUAUCUGGUUCACCUGGUGUUGGUAAAUCAACAUUUAUCGAAUCAUUUGGUAUGUUUUUAGCCGAAAAACUUAAUAAACGUAUUGCUGUAUUGGCUGUUGAUCCAUCUUCGGCUAUUCGUGGUGGUUCAAUUUUGGCGGAUAAAACUCGUAUGCCACGGCUAACUGCUCAUCCGAAUGCAUUUAUACGUCCAUCACCAUCAAGACUUCAUCUGGGUGGUGUUACACAAUCAACAGGUGAAACAAUCCUAUUAUGUGAAACAGCCGGUUAUGAUGUUAUACUAAUUGAAACUGUUGGCGUUGGUCAAUCAGAAUAUGAAGUUCAUCAUUUAUGUGAUACAUUUGUAUUGUUGGUUGCACCUGCAUCAGGUGAUGAAUUGCAAGGUAUCAAAAAAGGUAUUGUCGAAAUGGCCAAUAUAAUUUUGGUAACAAAAUAUGAUGGUGAUUUAAUAAUACCAGCACGUCGUAUGCGUGGUGAAAUACGUUCAGCAACAAAAUUUAUAAAUUAUCAAGAACGUCCAUCAGUUCUAUGUGUUUCAGCACGAACUGAACAUGGUAUUGAAGAUGCAUGGAAAGAAAUUGAUUCAAAAGUUAAUGGAAAUCUCCAAGCAAAAGAACAACGAAGACAAGAACAAAAAAUUGGUCUUUUACGUAUAUCAUUGAUAAAUGAAUUAUUUAGCCUAUUGAAUCGUACAUUAGAUAAUGAAAAUUAUGAACAACGUUUAAAAAAUAAUCCAAAAUUAUCAAUCUAUGAAUUAGUACAAGAAAUUAUUCAUCAAGAUUUAGCAACAGCUUUAAGUAAAAUUAAAUAUUAAAAAGAGAUAAUCAUU